AUGGAUACAAAGGCAAUAUCAAAUGAGUUUUUCUGCCGAGCUAGGCAGUGGAGAGAUGUGGCAGAGUUCGAACGCAAGGAAUUACUCAAAGUUCGUGUGUACAAAUCACUAAAGCUGACUUCCCGGGCGAUUCUGGUUGUCACAAUGAAUAUCAUCUUCUUGAGUGUCAUCGACGUGGAGUUCUAUUAUUCACGUUUCGGCGAGUUGAUUACACCACGCCGCCUGUACCCAACUGUAACACAUCCAGCUGGAGUCUUUGCGCCAUGUCACUUCAACCAGACAUCUGCGCAGCCAAUUAUGAUGAGUUUCUCUUACUUCACGCGAUCACUGAUUCUUUUUCUUACACUAUGCAACAUGUGGCUAAUUUGGUGGUAUACUGAGCUCGAGAGACGACUUCUUGUGGCGAGACAUCAUCUCCAGGAACAAUCGUCACUGCUUCUUGGACCACUCACGACGAAUCUCAUGAUUGAACUAGUUUCGUACAAAAUGAAAUCUUCAAUGCAGCUUCUUCUAAAAGAAAAAUACCGAAAACCUCUAUUCAAAGAUCCUCAUCGAAACUAUGAUGAGUCCUAA
Messenger RNA from Oikopleura dioica, 573 nucleotides. Lineage: Eukaryota; Metazoa; Chordata; Appendicularia; Copelata; Oikopleuridae. The record is from the annotation of a GenBank genome assembly.